Messenger RNA from Cololabis saira (Pacific saury), 5782 nucleotides. It is a transcript of the gene hdlbpb, whose product is annotated as high density lipoprotein binding protein b. The transcript is spliced from 28 exons. The coding region runs from base 191 to 3994 and encodes 1267 amino acids. NCBI's taxonomy places the organism in Eukaryota, Metazoa, Chordata, Actinopteri, Beloniformes, Belonidae. Gene Ontology annotation, molecular function: mRNA binding. The record is from RefSeq and is a predicted model, not a curated record. Gene Ontology annotation, cellular component: nucleus; cytoplasm.
CGGAGGAAACGCUGCUCGACCAAUCACGUGUGUGUUUACACCAUCACCUGUCAAACACACCUCUGCUACAUUUCUCUCUGAAAGGAGCUGAAACGCACACUCACACUGAAGCGCCCACGGUAGCCGCUAACUGGACGGACUCUCUGGUAAUUGACCUUUUGCAGUCGAAUAGUGGAAUAAGACUUUAACCAUGAGCUCAGUGGCAGUGUUGACUCCAGAGAGCUUUGCCGAGCACCGCAGCGGUCUCAAGGAUCAGAACUUAACAGGCUGCGUCCCAGAAGAUGAGGCCUACAUCCCCACCUAUCUGGAGGCCUUCCCUCCGCUGCCGGAGAAGGGGGCACCCGGGGAGAAGACCGGGGAGCCGGCGUCUGCGUGGGGCAGCAAGAUCAGGCCCAUCAAAGCCUCUGUUAUCACCCAGGUGUUCCACGUGCCCCUGGAGGAGCGGCGCUACAAGGACAACAGUCAGUUUGGAGAGGGAGAGGAGGCCAAAGUGUGCCUGGACAUCAUGCAGAGAACCGGUGCACACAUUGAGCUGUCCCUCGCUAAGGACCAGGGUCUGUCCAUCAUGGUCACCGGCAAGCUGGACUCCGUCAUGAAGGCUCGCAAGGAAAUUGUAGCUCGCCUGCAGACACAGGCAUCGGCCACGGUCACCAUCCCCAAGGAGCACCAUCGUUUUGUCAUCGGUAAAAACGGGGAGAAGCUGCAGGAGCUGGAGCUAAAGACUGCCACUAAGAUUGCUAUUCCCCGACCUGACGACCCCAGCACCAACAUCCGUAUCACUGGAACCAAGGAGGGCAUCGAGAAGGCUCGCCAUGAAAUCCUUCUGAUCUCGGCUGAGCAGGACAAGCGGGCCGUGGAGCGUCUGUCCCUGGAGAAAGCCUUCCACCCCUUCAUCGCCGGCGCCCACAACAGGCUGGUCCAGGAGCUUAACCAGGAGACCGGCGCUCGCAUCAGCAUCCCCCCGCCCAGCCUGCCAAAGGAUGAAAUUGUCAUCACCGGGGAGAAGGAGGCCGUCGCUCUGGCAGUCAACCGCAUCCGAGCCAUCUACGACGACAAGAAGAGGAAAACCACGACUAUUUCUGUGGAGGUGAAAAAGUCUCAGCACAAGUACAUCAUCGGUCCGAAGGGAAACACCCUGCAGGAGAUCCUGGAGGCCACCGGAGUGUCGGUGGAAAUGCCUCCUCUCGACUCCAUUUCAGAAACAAUUAUCCUGAGAGGGGAGCCCGACAAACUGGGACCUGCACUCACGCAGGUCUAUGCCAAGGCUAAGAGCGUGAUGGUCGUGGAGGUCAGUGCUCCAGCUUGGCUGCAUCGCUUCAUCAUUGGCAAGAAAGGGCAGAACAUCGGGCGAAUCACGCAGCAGCUGCCACGAGUUCACAUCGAGUUUACGGACGGUGAGGAUUGCAUCAGUCUGGAAGGGCCAACGGAGGAGGUGGAGCAGGCCCAGGCCCAGAUACAGGAGAUCAUCAAGGACCUGCUGGUGAGGAUGGACUACACUGAAGUCAUGAUUGAUCAGCGUUUCCACAGACACCUCAUUGGAAAGAACGGAGCCAACAUUAAUCGUAUCAAGGAGCAGUACAAAGUGUCGGUGAGGAUCCCCCAGGACUCGGAGAGGAGCGGCCUGGUCCGCAUCGAGGGAGACCCUAAAGGAGUGCAGCUGGCGCGGAGAGAGCUCAUCGAGAUGGUCCAGAGAAUGGAAAAUGAACGCACCAAAGACUUGAUUGUGGAUCAGAAGUUCCAUCGAACAAUCAUCGGACAGAAGGGAGAAAAGAUCAAGGAAGUCCGGGACAAGUUUCCGGAGGUCAUCAUCAAUUUCCCUGACCCGGCGCAGAAGAGCGAUAUCGUCCAGCUGAGAGGGCCAAAGAACGAGGUGGAGAAAUGUGCAAAGUUCCUCCAGAAAAUCAUCGCAGAGCUGAUUGAGAACAGCUUCUCCCUCUCCGUCCCCAUCUUCAAGCAGUUUCACAAGAACAUCAUUGGAAAGGGCGGAGCAAACAUAAAAAAGAUCCGCGAGGAGACGAACACAAAGAUCGACCUGCCAACAGAAAACAGUAACUCCGAGAUGAUCGUCAUCACGGGCAAGAAGAGCAACUGUGAGGCUGCCAGAGAUCGAGUUCUUGCCAUCCAGAGAGAACUGGCCAACAUCAAGGAGGCAGAAGUGGCCAUCCCGGCCAAGCUGCACAACUCUCUGAUCGGCUCCAAGGGCUGCCUGGUGCGGUCCAUCAUGGAGGACUGCGGUGGCGUCCACAUCCACUUCCCCUCAGAGGGUUCCGGCUCGGACAAGGUCACGAUCAGAGGUCCCGCCGGGGAAGUGGAGAAAGCCAAGAAACAGCUGCUGCAGCUGGCCGAAGAGAAGCAAGUCAACAACUUCACUGUGGAGCUACAGGCCAAACCAGAGUACCACAAGUUCCUGAUUGGACGCGGCGGGGCCAACAUUCGGCGUGUUCGGGACAGGACGGGGGCUCGCAUCAUCUUCCCGUCACCCGAUGACACAGAGCAGGAGCUGAUCACCAUCGUAGGGAAAGAGGAAGCCGUUCGGCAGGCUCAAAAAGAGCUGGAACUUCUGGUCAAAAACCUGGAUGACGUGGUGGAGGACAGCAUGGAGGUGGAUGUUCGCCACCACCGCCACUUCGUGUGCCGGAGAGGUCAGGUCCUGCGGGAGCUGGCAGAGGAGUACGGCGGCGUGGCCGUGAGUUUCCCUCGCACGGGAGCCAACAGCCAGAAGGUCACGCUGAAAGGAGCAAAAGACUGCGUCGACGCGGCAAAGAAACGGAUCCAGGAGAUCAUAGAGGACCUGGAGUCUCAGGUGAGCAUGGAGGUGGCCAUCCCUCAGCGCUACCACCGCGCCAUCAUGGGACCUAAAGGCUGCCGCAUCCAGCAAAUCACCAGGGAGCACGAGGUCCAGAUCAAGUUCCCUGAGAGAGACGACGGCACUGCAGGUCAGGAGCCUGGACAGCAGGAGAACGGUGAAGUCAUUCCAGAGGCAGAGUUUGUUCCCCGCAAAUGUGACACCAUCACCAUCUCUGGACGGGCAGAGAAGUGUGAACUGGCUAAAGCAGCCCUCCUGGCUUUGGUUCCCAUAACGGAGGAUGUUGAAGUGUCUUAUGAGCUGCAUCGCUACAUCAUCGGUCAGAAGGGCAGUGGAAUCAGGAAGAUGAUGGAAGAAUAUGAGGUGAACAUCUGGGUGCCGCAGCCGGAGAAACAGCUGGAUGUGAUCAAGGUCACAGGUCUGGUGGCCCAUGUGGAGCGAGCCAAACAGGGUCUGCUGGAGAGAGUGAAAGAGCUGCAGGCCGAGCAGGAGGACAGGGUUCUGCGCAGUUUCAAGGUUACAAUGUCUGUGGAUCCCAAGUUUCAUCCCAAGAUUAUUGGUCGCAAAGGAGCCGUCAUUUCUCAGAUCAGAAAAGACCACGAUGUCAGUAUCCAGUUCCCCGACAAAGGAGACGAGCAGCAGGAUCUGAUCGUGAUCCUGGGCUACGAGCGUAACGUAGAAGAGGCCCGUCAGACCGUCCAGCUGCUGGUGGCCGAGCUGCAGGAGAUGGUGAGCCAGGACGUUCAUCUGGACCCCAGAACUCACGCUCGCAUCAUCGGCGCCCGCGGCAAAGCCAUCCGCAAACUCAUGGAGGAGUUCAAGGUGGAUAUCCGGUUCCCUCAGCCGGGAUCUGACGAGCCCGACAAGGUGACGGUAACGGGUCUUCCUGACACGGUCAACGCUGCUAUUGAUCACCUGCUCAACCUGGAGGAGGAAUAUAUGCUCAGCGUGACGGAGACGGAGACCUUGGCAGCGUACAUGAAGCCUCCGUCUCGUUACGGAGGGGGAGGCGGAGCAGGAGGGGAGGACAGCAGCGGGGGUCCGGCUAAGGGCUUUGUGGUGCGGGAUGCCCCCUGGAACGCUUCAGGGAACAAGGCUCCGGACAUGAGCAGCGCAGAGGAUUUCCCCACAUUUGGGACAGGCGUGGCUCCGAAGCAAACGUCGGCCUGGGGCCCCAAGAAGUUCUGAAGCCGUUCGUGUGAAGAAAAACAAAACAAAAGAAACAAACAAAAAAAAAAAUCCGUCCGUUAGGUAGAUUGAGAGACAAAAACAGAUCUUGAAUCAAAUUGCUGCUCGCCUUCCUCCUCUUUCUCCUCCUCGUCUCUUCAGUGUCCCUUUUGUCUCUUAUUUGUACUGCUCUCCCACAACCAGCCACAAAGAAUUCUGGGAGAAGUAUCCCUCUGUUUUUUUUGUGUUUUUUUUAUCCGUCUUGCUCCAGGUCCUUCUUCUUCUUCUCCUUGGAGUGGGGGAAAAAACCGAACAAUGAGUCGUCUCUUCAUAGUAUUGCUGUACUGCUGUGCCCUUUGGUCGCAACCAUCUCUGCCGGCCUCACCGAAGCAUUUCAGAAAUCAUCCAUUUUCCUCCUCAGACUGCCAAAACUGUCCCCUCAAACCCGAUCACCUCACUGCAUUACAUAAGGAAUAUUUCAGUUGUUCAGAGUCUGCUGAAUCAGGGAAGUAGAGCCAGAGACGACGGGGGAAAUCUGAAGCGUGACGCUUUCAGGAAGGUUUAGGGGCGCCGAUCCAGUUAUGACAGCUAAUUUAUGGAUUUUUAAGCUUAAAAAUGUGAAAGUGAGUCUGUUUUUAUAGUGUAAGAAUAGUUUUGAAACAAAAAAAAAAAAAACCAUCUCUCAAGGUUCUUUUCCUGUGGUUUAUACAAGGUGGUUUUUCAUUGGUUCACCUUUUCCUGUCACUUUUGCGCAGCAGGCGAGGUAACGAACUGUGUUUGUGCAACGAGAGUGGGUUAAAGAAAAGCUUUUUCACCCACUAGUGUUUUCUAGAAACACUUUUUAAAAUGUAUUUCCAAGCUGGGAAUAAAAGCAGCUGCUGUAGUCAACUUUGUUUUUAACUCAUGAUAACUUGAAAAGAUGUGGAAGUCCUGCUAUGAAGGUUGUUUUGUUUUUGUUUUAUUUAUUCAAAAAGGAGCCAUUUUAUUUCAACUACUGUGAUCAUUUUGUUUUUAUAAAAGCACUCACUGUAGCUUUGCAACGUUACGUUUGAGAGUGAAUGCCGUGCAACAGGGUUUGGGAUCAUGUGUUACGUCCAAGUGUAUAAAAAACCUUUUGCUAUUUUUUUAAAUGUGGGAUUUUUUUUGUCGUUGUUGGUUUAUGGAAUACUUGACAGAUUGUGUAUGUAUAUAUUUGUGUGUGUGUGCGUGCGUGUGGAAGUUAAGAUGUAUAUUUGAAUGAAGCUGAACCAAACUUUUACAUCAUCUUUGUCCAUUUGUCUCUUGUCGGAGCUUUUUCUCAGAGCUCAUGUAGAGGUUUCUACCUCUUCAGUUUGUCGUUCAAAGUUGCUGCUUAACAUCUGAUCUUUCCUGUCCAAAAAGAAGCUCACGGUCAAAGAGCCUUACUUUAGGUUUUCUCCUUGUUAAUGAUUUUUUGUAGCAAAAAACCUGGAAUGCUCCUAAUCCCUUUACUGAGUCUGAGAAUUAACUUGUGUCCUGUUACUACCUUGUACAAAUUGCCCCCCGAUCUCAGUCAGUUCAGCUAAACCUGCUUUGUGCCUGGAGUUUCAAAGGAGGAGCAGCUGAACGCUGGCAAAUAUCCCCAGUAGCUUUCCUUGUGGGGAUUAGAUGAGAAGAUCAAUCAAAGGAGCAUACACUUUAAAGUGCGGGGGGGAAUUAAAGUGGGUAUGUUAUGCUAAUUUACAGCCAUCUUAGAUUUUUGAUAACCCUCCCAUUCACAGCUAUUUUUACUGAACCUACCGAACAAGUCGUAGUGGGGAUUAAUGCGAUGAUUCCUGCAGGAGCAGCCAA